Drosophila ficusphila is the source of this 4808-nucleotide messenger RNA. It is a transcript of the gene Reps, whose product is annotated as ralBP1-associated Eps domain-containing protein 1. The record is from RefSeq and is a predicted model, not a curated record. The transcript is spliced from 7 exons. Gene Ontology annotation, cellular component: cytoplasm; plasma membrane. Gene Ontology annotation, biological process: endocytosis; endosomal transport. Lineage: Eukaryota; Metazoa; Arthropoda; Insecta; Diptera; Drosophilidae. The coding region runs from base 452 to 3172 and encodes 906 amino acids. Gene Ontology annotation, molecular function: protein binding; calcium ion binding.
GCUCGCCAACUAUCGAUAUCAAGAGCCAGCGCACACACAGGGCAAGAGAGUUUGCGAAAAAAAAAAACCUGGACAAAAAGCCUCAAUUGAUUGCGAACAGAUUAGCUUGAGGAAGCAGAAGUUGCCCGUCGACUAGUGCCGUGAAUUGCUCCAACCAUCUCUACCGUGGCGACGCCGAGAAGCUAGCGAAACCUUUGCCAGUGGUGUUCUCCCACCAUCAACCUCCUCCAACUCCGUCUCUUGGGGGGCCAAAAGGUAGCAGAAAAACAGCAGAGACUUCGCGACGAGGGGCGCGCGACAGCGGGGAUUCGGCCUGCUGGGUUUAGUGUGGAAACAAACAAACGGAUCGGAUUCCGGGUCCGGAUCGGAGGAGGAACGGGGUGUGGCUCGCUAACUGGGCAGCAGCUUGGCAAACAAAAGCAUCGGAGGCGGCAACAAGUAGGCGGCAGGCAUGGACGUGUCGCUCACAGAGCCGGAGACGCGCUUCUACAAUGAGUUGUUUCAAUGCUGUGACGUAGAGAAGACGGGCAAGGUGCCUAUGCUUAAGGCCACCGAGCUCUUCCGCUCGGCAGACAUUGCCAACGAAACGGUGAUUGAGAUCACUGGCCUGGCGGGGAUUCCCUCCACGGCGCUGCACAUCUCGCGGACGCAGUUCUACUCAUGUCUAAAGUUGAUCGCCGCCCAUCAGGCGGCCAUGCCGCUGCGCCAGGAGCUGAUUUUGGCCACGUUUCCGCUUCCACUACCGCACUUUAGCUGGAAGGAGGCGGUUACAGCUCCAGUGGCUGUCGAAAAUGGACUGGCCGCCCUGCCACCGCCGCCGCCCACAGACAGAAGAAACUCGCUACGCCGUAACUCGCAGCAGGAGCAGCUGCAGGACACCUCCGACGUACCCAGCACCGACUCCGAGGUGGAACAAAACGAGUCCGUGGACGAGGCGACGGGCCACGGACGCGGCACCGAUGGCAGCGGGGUCGUCAGCAGCAGCAGCCGAGAGAAUGUCGGGCGUCGUCGAGGGGGCGGUGCCGGUGGUGGUUCACCCGAAGCCUGGAGCACAAACAGUGACAGUCCCACGCCGACCAACAGUGUGGCCGAGCGACCCUGGGCGCAGGACAACCUCUGGCAAGGACUGCUUGGCGACGAGCACCGCCAGCUCCUGGGCACCGAGGAGGAAUCCUCGGAUCGCCACAGUAGCGAUGACGAGGACAACGAAAGCGAGCUGGUUACUAUUUACCAGAUAACUCCGGAGCAGCGCGAGUACUAUAACAAGCAGUUCAGGACGGUCCAGAGGGAUCCGCAUGGACUGCUUUCCGGCCAGGCAGCAAGAAUCUUUUUCGAAAAGAGCCGCAUUCCGGUGGAGGAACUACGUCACAUCUGGCAGUUGUGCGACGUUACACGCGAUGGAGCACUGAGUCUGUCCGAAUUCACCGCCGCUAUGCACCUGGUGGUCCUAAGACGCAACAACAUUCCGUUGCCCACCAGCCUGCCCAACUGUUUACAUCCGAACGUACUCCAAGCGGCUGCGACUGCCAGUGGACAGGGAGUCAGCUCUUCGUCGUCAGUGGCGCUGCCUCAGGAGCCGCCUGAGGCUGAUCUCCUGCACUUAAACGACGACGAUGAGGACGACCACACGGACAAUACAGUCAUAGCCGGCAAUCUCAGCGGCGGUAGUUCUACCAGCAAGCCGCGACCCAAUGUGCCCAGUGACAAGAACAUCAUGAAUCUGAGCAGCAUCUCCACGUCCUCGCAGGCGAGCAACAGUUCCAGACGUGAGGCCACACCGCAGAACUCGUUGGCCAAGAACCGUAGCAUCUCGAACUCGCCGAGUGUGGAGAAAGCGGUGACAGCAGCUGUUUCCUCAACGGCGAAUGCUGUAGACUCGAGCAACGCCUCCAGUCAGUGGACAAAGUUCAGCGAAUCUCCCACAACAAGUGCUGCUCCGGUGCAGUCAAAUUCUGGAGCGGCACCUGUUGUCGCCGCCGGAGCAGCAGCUCCUGCCGUCUCUAGUCCCGGACUCAAGCCAGCUUUGUUCGACAUGAAGCGCUCUGCCCAGGACGUUGUCUCCAAUCCGCAAAUCCUGCACCCAGUGCCGUUGAGAGUGACACCCAUUGGCACUGCCAUCGCUUCCUCCGCUGACUCAUCUAACGACAACGAAAGCGUUGUGGUGCUGCGCGAGGACAGUCCCAAGGCCAUCUCUUCGUCAACAGUCAACAAUCAGUCAUCUGGAUCUGCUGUUCCAAUGGGAGUAUCGGGCUCCCAUCGCGAGAGCAGCGAUCUGCGUGCCAUCCAACGGCCUCAGGCCAAAAAGCUGCCGGCCAAGAACAGUGCAUUGCCACCGCCACCGCAACGUGAGCCAAGCAUCGGAUCUAGUGGGCCGAGUGAGCCGCCGGAGCCACAGGCUGCUUAUGUCGUCUCAUCUUUGGCAUCCAAGAAGGAGCCACCACCAUUGCCGCCGCCGAGGCCUCACCGCCAUGCGCGAAGCAGCAGCCUGGACUUGAACAAGUUUAAAAUGGGCACAACGGGUGGUGCCCAGCAGGCGGAGAUCACCGCGCAGGCCAGCUUCGAUAUGCAAACCUCAACGGGUUUUGCCGAUUUCACGCACUUUGCCGACGAAGGCGCCGCGAACGUCGUGGACGAGCAGCAGCUACACUCUUUGCCGCCGGCAGCACCGCCUCCACAGGCUGCAGUUGUGCCUCCUACGAGAAUUACCCUUCAGCAGGCUCAGCAGCGCGUUUCCGCCUUCGAGGUCUAUCGGAAGCCACACACACCUCGCGGAUCGCAAUCUCCGCCCCAGCAGCCACCACCGCCGGCUCCAGCUGUGGGAGCUGGGGUCACCCAACCCGGUCAGCUGCCCAGUGCCGAUAGCUUCGAAAAGCGGGUGACUGCCAUUAGCGAUUCGUUGCGCCACGUGUCCUUCAAACAGGGUCAGGCCAACACCACGGAGGUGCUGCAACGACUGCGCGAGCAGAACAACUCGCUGCUCCAUCUCUGCAACGAUUUAAGCGACGAGCUAUUAAGCGUCCAGACGCGCAAGGAGGAAAUGCGACUGAAGUUGGAGGGACUGGCCGCAGGUGAUGCAACUGGGCGGACGAGCUCCUCGAUAUCCGCCCCGGUGACAGCGAAUGUGACCGGUGGAUCGUCUGGUUCGGCAGGACCUUCUUACACCAAUGUUUAAGCAGCGAUAAAAAAUCAUGUUUACUAGGGUGAAUCGAUUUGUUCGGCAAGAAGUAGAGACAAUUUUUUUUUGCGUUCUCUCUUUGCCAAAAUCUAACAUUCCUUCUUAGGUGUUAAAAAUGUUUUUGUUCUUUUAUUUUUAAAUUGCGCAUUGGACGGCAUUAUUUAUUUUUCCCCCAAAUUUCAUAAGACAAAAAAAGAAAGUUCACGAAACCUAAUUGAAUAAUUAGUACAAUUUUUGUAAAUGUAUACAUUUUUCUUUCCAAAAAGAAUUGGUCACGUUUGCUAAGAGAUCAAGAUGUUUUAGGCAGUGUUGAAUCUUGUUUUUGCACUCUAACAAAUCGAUCCACCCUAAUUGUUUAACAAUUAUUUUGUUGUUUAUGUAUGUUGCAAGCACAAUUAACUAAUUGGAGUAUUUAACCAGUGAUAAGACUGAGCAAACAUUUAAGCUUCUGACCGAAAUUUUCGUCAAAACCGCUUUUUCUUGUGAAAAUGCGAAAAGUAUGUGGGCAAACAAACCACAAGAUCUGCCAACCUCAGCAUUCUCGGUUUUAAAGAUGUUUACUCAAAAGUUUGUUUAGUCUGUGACUGGCGUAAAUACCCCAGAUGAAGCUGGUACCGCGUCCGUUUAUGCAUUGAAGUUGCUAAUUUAAUUUGUAGGCUAGUUAAAUCUCAAGAACACAAACAAAUCAUGCGAGAACAACAACAAUAAUGCCGCCUCUAUAGAUAUUUAUGCAGAUCGAUAUAUAUAUAUAUAAAUAUGUAUAUGUAUAUUUAGAGAUAUAUGUAUAUGCGCUUCUCCUAAUUGUUACGAGUAAAUGACACACAGUUCUUUCGCUUGACAGCCACCCGUAUCUCACCCUCACCCUAGUGAUUAAUGAAACUGCCACAAAGUGGUCCAAUCCCAGCUGUAAUAUUUCCUGCUGCGAAGGCAUUUUACUUUCCAAUUUGCUAUUUAUUAAUUAUUAAUUUGUGUAUGCCUCUAAAAUGUCCCCUUCUAUUCAUUCCGGCAAUGAAAACUAACAAAGAAAACAAAAAGAAUCACAAAAUCGAACCUAAAAAAAAAAUAAAAAGCCAGGCUUAAUGUUUAAGUAUUAGUAAAAAGUAAAAAAAAAUUCAUUUCCUUGAAAGCUUAGCUUAGGUUUUUCAAAAAAAGUAUAUACAUAUUAAUAUAUUUUCUAUCUGUAUAGUGUACACAAAAACACAAACUACUUGAUAUUAUGUAAAUUUACCAAAACUUCUUUCUACGACUAACGAAGAGGAAACAAGAUUGAAACAGGAGACAAAUUUAAUUUACCCGGACCACUAAAUGUGUACGUAUAUGCUAACUUCGAAUUUAUCAGAUAUACCGGCAUAUAUCACUUCUUUUGCAUACUUAAACCACUAGAUGUAUGAGUUUUUCUUCGACUUGUUAAACAUUUUCAAUGAUCUACCACACACAAUCACACACGAAAAACGAAACAAACAAAAUGUAAUGAAAAGUAAAAGUGAUAUUGAAACACUAUGUAAACAUAUUAUUACGUGGCUGCGUAAUCAAUGUGUAUUGUUUUGAUGGAUAUACAUCUCUAUGAAUAAAGAUAAAUGUAUUAAGUUGAUGUUAAAAUGCUAAAGAGAAUGCAAUAAAAAAGAAAGUGCAA